GUACACAAGUCAUUCUUUUUUUGUGAAGGUCGGACGUCGGAUGACGUUAAAUGGUUAGCGGAAAUACCUUUUCUAUGAUCCACGAAUACAUAUAUUGACUUCUCUGGAUACUCCUGAGAGAAUAAACAACUCGUAAAAGAACGAGACAAAGGACUGAUCCCAAGAAGGCCGUUGAUCUUUCCCUUGGGUAGUUCUUUGACUGAGAACCUGCUUUGAAUCCAAGAUGGCGGUUGAAAUAGCUCAGCUCUUCAGUCACCGAAGGCUAGGGGAUAGUAAGACGGCAGUUCUCCUGGCCUUGUAUUUCCCUAUAGGUCUUAUCCUAGCAGUGCUAAGACUCUUCAUUGGUCUACAUGUUUUCAUCAUUGCUUGUAUUCUUCCCGUUCAAGUGCCCUUCAGAAGAGUUCUGCUAAGGACGUUGUACACUGUUCUAGGAUUCAUCGUUUACCCUUCAAAUCUACAGCAUAGAAAUCAGAAUGUGAAGGUGAUAGUAGCCAAUCACGUCUCAGUACUGGAUCAUGUGAUCAUCGGACUCAUAUUUCCUUCAGUUGUUCCCAAUGUGUGGAGCCUGCCCCCAUUUCUCAACUGGGCGUUGGGAUACACCAACAUGGGAGCCUCUCAAGGGAGACAGGUCUUCUUAGAUGCAGUCAGGAAACAUUGUCAACACAACACCAGACCGGUGUUAGCCUUCCCUGAGGGUGCUAUGACUAAUGGCAAGGCCGGUCUCCUCAAAUUUAGUACAUGGGCCUUUGCUUUAGAGCGUGAUGUUCAGCCAAUCACAGUGACAAUCAGUAGACCACUCAUUAACAUGAAAGCAGAAGUACUGGGUAGUAGUCUAUGGCAAGAUCUACUAUGGUUUCUAUUUGUACCAUUCACGGUCUAUAGAGUCAAGGUAUUACCUGUAGAGAAGAGGAGUGACUUUGAGAAUGCAGAUGAGUUCUCCCGAGGAGUGCAGCAGAUAAUGGCUAAUGAAAUGCGUCUUACACCAACUCCAUUCACCAGUGCAGACAAGGCAGAAUACGUCAAGAAACUGGGUGUCCAACCACCAAGAGAGAGGAGCACUCAACGUCCACAGGUCAGACAAACAACCAAUGCACCAUCUAGAUCAUCGGGGGAAUCCCCUAGGUCAUCAGGGGAGUCCCCUCUAGACAGGAUGAUCAAACAGGUCCAAGAAGUCAUGCCUAAUAUACCUCGGCACAUCAUCAAACAUGAUCUAGAGACCACCAACUCAGUUGAUGCAACAAUCUUUAAUAUCUUAGAGAAUGAAACAGCCAUCCCUAUACCAGCAGAAGAGGUACCUGGUACAUCAACGGGGCCUGCUACACCCCUCUCCACACCUCAGAGUUUACCCCAUAAUACAUUUUGUGUGACAUCACAAGGCAACGACUCAUCAUCUUCUACUCUUUUAACUCCAUCACCGGCAUCUACCAAGUUUGCAGCAGAUAAGUUUGGAUCAUCAUCGAAGGAAAGACAGAUGUCAUUACAGGAUCGUAAAGCUGCUCUACUUGCCAACGCUAGAAAGCGAUUCACUGAAAAAUCUCAAGUGGAAAACUGAUGCACAUUACGCUUCACUGUAAACAAGUAACGAAGGAGACAAUCCAUACAUGUAUACUGGUAUAAUGCACCACCAAAACAAUUUAAAAUACCUUCUUCUCAAAGUGAGGGGAGCCUCGUAGCAUCCAUUCUGCCAGGGCUCUCUGUCAGUGCUGUUGAUUCGAUGUAAUGUGAAAGAGCAGGAAACAUUGGUAGGAUGACACAUGAAGAUUGAAAAGUGCGUAGUUGAGGAUGGGGUUCAAAGGCAACAGCUUAUUAUCACGCCUCUACCACUGUGAUGUUACACGCAUUAUUCUUAUUUUUAUUGGUAAAAGGAACGUUGGAAAGAAAGUAAAAUGAUGACUGUGGGGAGAUUUCAUGUUGAGGUGUUGUGGACUGGUA
This is a messenger RNA of Strongylocentrotus purpuratus (purple sea urchin), 1932 nucleotides long. RefSeq names its product ancient ubiquitous protein 1 (gene aup1). The record is from RefSeq and is a predicted model, not a curated record. Lineage: Eukaryota; Metazoa; Echinodermata; Echinoidea; Camarodonta; Strongylocentrotidae. The transcript is spliced from 11 exons. Gene Ontology annotation, cellular component: membrane. Gene Ontology annotation, molecular function: ubiquitin binding. The coding region runs from base 224 to 1552 and encodes 442 amino acids.